UGAAUUUAGAUAAUAAAAGGACGAAAGUUCGAAGACUUCAAUUAUUUAUUGUAACUGGUAUAUAUAAUGAGAUAUGAUGUUUACGCUUUGUGUUGAUAUGAUUCGAGCCGGUAGCCCGCGUGUUUAAUCAACGAAUAUGUAUAUAUAUAUAUAUGUAUGCAUAUUCCUUGGUUCCGUUCAGUCGUCAGUUCAUCGAGUAUCGAAAUUGCAAAAACGAAUAGACGAUCAAACAAGAUAAUAAUGUCGUCGAAAGAAAACGCCGAUAAUACUUAUAAUUCUAAUAAAAAACCAAAUAAACCCUGGUGGAAUAAUGAAUGUGAGGAAGCUGCCAACAAGAAACGAGCAUUACUUCGUGACAUAGGGCAGCCAUCAGACCAGUCUGAGUCCGAAAGAUUUGAAGAUUACAAAGCUGCAAAAAUGUAUCUAAAAAAUGUCGUCAAAAAAGCUAAAGCGAAAUUUUUAAGAUGCUUAUCCACAUUUACAAAAUCAGGUGGAAAUUUCAUCGUCUCGCGAGGCAGCAAUAAAUGGACUUAUAAAUUUGAAAGAAAUUACAGUAUUUCCUGUAAUGAACCAUGGAGUAUUUUGUUUUUUGGCACAGAUGAGUUUGCCCUGUACAGCCUUCAAGCUUUAUUUAAUGAAUAUAAACAGAAAAGACUCCUCCAGCGAUUGGAGAUUGUUACAAAUUAUAAAGGACAGGAGAAUUCUUUAAUAGCGUAUGCUACAGAAAAUAAUAUUGCAGUGCACAGUUGGCCACCUCAAAUCAAAGAUAAUGAGUUUGAUAUUGGUGUGGUGGUUUCAUUUGGCCACUUGAUACCUUCAAAAAUGAUCAAACUGUUUCCAUUGGGGAUGAUCAAUGUUCAUGGCAGUUUGUUGCCUAGGUGGAGAGGUGCUGCUCCAAUUUGCCAUGCAUUGAUGAAUGGAGAUACUGUUACUGGUGUUUCCAUUAUGAAAAUAAUGCCUAAAAAGUUUGAUAUUGGCUCUGUGAUAGCUAAAAAAGAAGUAGUAAUUAAACCAGAUGAAACGUACAUAGAUCUGUACAAUAAAUUAGGAAAGUUAGGCUCUAUUGUUUUAGUUGAAUCAAUGUACAGUUUACCUAGUAUACUAAACACUGCCACACCACAAACUGAGGAACAAGUAACCUAUGCACCAAAAAUAACUCAAAAGAACUCGUUUAUCAAUUGGAAAGAGAUGUCAGCUCAAGAUGUAUAUAACUUGCAAAGAGCACUUCUAGGGAUUCACCCAUUGAGAGCUUAUCUUGAUAACCAAAUAAUUAAACUAUUAGAUAUAAAGUGUGUUGACGAUCCCACUAGUGUUCACUGUACACAAGAAAAAUUUCCAGGAUUAGCUAUAUUUGAUAAGAGAAAAAGAGCACUGUAUAUUUCUUGUCAAGGAAAUAGUUGGAUAUCUGUUAAAACAGUGAUUAUACCUGGAAGGAAACCUCUGUCAGCAGUUAAUUUUAGUUCUGGAUUUAUUCAAAAUCGCAAGGAAAAGUUCUGCAUAUUUAGUUGAUAAGAACGCUUUCCUUUGUUUGUAAAUAGGAAUUGUUAACGUAAAUUAAACUAAUGUAAAAAGAUCUAUAUUGAUAGAAAUCAAUUAGUUUUAUUUCAUUCGCGUAAAAUACAAUUUAUUUUCAUAAGAAUGACAUAUA
Phymastichus coffea is the source of this 1648-nucleotide messenger RNA. RefSeq names its product methionyl-tRNA formyltransferase, mitochondrial. Gene Ontology annotation, molecular function: methionyl-tRNA formyltransferase activity. Bases 157 to 1509 code for a protein of 450 amino acids. Lineage: Eukaryota; Metazoa; Arthropoda; Insecta; Hymenoptera; Eulophidae. The record is from RefSeq and is a predicted model, not a curated record. Gene Ontology annotation, biological process: biosynthetic process; conversion of methionyl-tRNA to N-formyl-methionyl-tRNA. The transcript has 8 exons. Gene Ontology annotation, cellular component: mitochondrion.